UCCGCCAUGGCAUACCGCAGUCAGGGCCAGAAGGUGCAGAAGGUGAUGGUGCAGCCCAUCAACUUGAUCUUCAGAUACUUGCAAAAUAGAUCUCGGAUUCAGGUGUGGUUCUAUGAGCAAGUGAAUAUGCGGAUAGAGGGCUGUAUUAUUGGUUUUGAUGAGUACAUGAACCUCGUGUUAGAUGAUGCAGAAGAAAUUCAUUCUAAAACGAAGUCAAGAAAACAACUGGGUAGGAUCAUGUUGAAAGGAGAUAAUAUUACCCUGCUACAAAGUGCUUCCAAAUAG
Jaculus jaculus (lesser Egyptian jerboa) is the source of this 285-nucleotide messenger RNA. Its product is annotated as small nuclear ribonucleoprotein E-like. The transcript has a single exon. Gene Ontology annotation, cellular component: U1 snRNP; U4 snRNP; precatalytic spliceosome. NCBI's taxonomy places the organism in Eukaryota, Metazoa, Chordata, Mammalia, Rodentia, Dipodidae. Gene Ontology annotation, biological process: spliceosomal snRNP assembly; mRNA splicing, via spliceosome. Gene Ontology annotation, molecular function: RNA binding. Bases 7 to 285 code for a protein of 92 amino acids. The record is from RefSeq and is a predicted model, not a curated record.